Diaporthe amygdali is the source of this 1836-nucleotide messenger RNA. RefSeq names its product trichothecene efflux pump. The record is from RefSeq and is a predicted model, not a curated record. Gene Ontology annotation, cellular component: membrane. NCBI's taxonomy places the organism in Eukaryota, Fungi, Ascomycota, Sordariomycetes, Diaporthales, Diaporthaceae. Gene Ontology annotation, molecular function: transmembrane transporter activity. Gene Ontology annotation, biological process: transmembrane transport. The transcript has 5 exons. Bases 1 to 1836 code for a protein of 611 amino acids.
AUGUCGGCCUUAGACAACCAGUCUGGUCUCGCGGCCAAGGAGCCGCAAUCGAGUCAUUUUGAAGAUGAGAGAAAGAUCACUUCCGACGCCCACUUUCAAGAAGACAAUGUCACCAAAGUGACACACGCCGACGGCGCCGUCGACUAUAUCGAUAUAAAGGCCGUUGGCGGCGAUUAUGCCAUGAUGCAGCGAGGAUACUUCCGCAGCCCACAGUUUCUCGGCACCCUGACGGCUCAAUGUCUCGCGAGCAUUUGCGCUUAUGUGAGCUGGGUGCUGCCCUCAAACACACUGAGCCUCAUAAAUGCAGAACUUGGCCCCUCCCCUAACAUCACCUGGGUAGCCACCAUGUUUUUGAUCGGCUGCUCGAUCGGCUUCCUCCUCGUCGGUCGGCUCUCUGACCUCUAUGGCCGCAAGUGGAUGGUUCUCGGAACCUCGGUCCUCGGACUGGUUGGCUGUGUCAUUGGCUCAUGUGCCCAGAACGUCGAGACGCUCAUCGUGGCAAACCUCUGCAACGGCAUUGCAUCUGCCGGCCAGUUGUCGUUUAAUGUUGUCAUGGGAGAGCUCGUGCCCAACAAGUGGAGGGGCCCAGUCAAUUCCAUCAUCCUCCUUUCUUCUCUUCCCUUUGCCGUCUUUGGGCCCGUCAUUGCUCGGUCCCUAUUCAACAACACGGUCUCGAAGUGGCGAUGGAGUUACUACAUGGGAGAUAUUCUGGGUGUCAUCACCUUAGUGCUGUACUGGUUCUUUUACAGCCCCCCGUCUUACGACCAGCUCCACGUCCAUGGGAAAACAAGAUGGCAAAUGACCAAAGACUUGGACUUUGUUGGAAUAUUGCUGUAUGUUGCCGGCUGUGUGCUUUUUCUGGUUGGCCUUUCGUGGGGAGGGUCCAUGUAUCCGUGGGUGAGCGCGGAAGUUCUCUGCACCCUGCUCAUCGGCGUCGCAACUUUGGCCGCGUUUGCUGUCUACGAGGGAUUCUUCUGCAAAGUACAACCCCUGAUGCCCCCGAGAAUGUUCAGAAACGUCGGGUUCGUGGCCAUCGUCGCUGUCGCAACCAUCGGGGCCAUGGUCUACUUCUCGCUCACCGUCCUCUGGCCGACCAUCAUCGGCACCCUCUACACGACCGACGUAAUGCAAAUUGGCUGGCAGAGUUCUGUGGUUGGUGGUGGCGUACUCCUCGGCCAGACGAUCGCGGGUUUCAGCAUCUCAUACGUGCCCAAAGUAAAGCUGCAGUGCAUCGUCGCGUCAGCACUGACCCUCGCCUUCUCGACGUCCCUGACGAUCAUCUCUCCGGAUCGGUGGGCUGCAACCAUAGCCCUGGGAAUACUGCUUCUCAUCUCCGUCGGCUUCAUCGAGAAUAUCUCCCUCCCCGGCGUCACGCUCGUUUGGGAGGCACAAGACAUUGGCCUCGCAACAGGAGUCCUGGGCUCCAUACGCAGUCUCGGCGGCGCCGUCGCGACGGCCCUGUACAGCUCUGUCCUGGCGAACGAGCUGGACAAGAACCUGCCCAAGUACGUCGUGCCGGCUGCCACGGACGCCGGUCUUCCAGAGUCUUCGAUGGGAUCCCUCUUCGCCGCCAUCACCGCCGGCGAUCUCUCCGAGGUCCCAGGCAUCAAGCCUGAGAUCAUUGCUGCAGUGGGCAGCGCGCUCAAGACGGCGUACACGAACUCGUUCAGGAUUGUGUUUUACACGACCAUCCCGUUUUCUGUCAUUUUGCUGCUGAGCGCGUUCCUGGUGCCGGAUAUGGAAAUGUUCCUCAGCCACAAUGUCGCGAAGAAGCUUCAGGACACAAGCUUAGAGACAGUCUCUGAAGAGAAGAGGGAGACGACGCAGCAGGUGUGA